Sorex araneus (European shrew) is the source of this 771-nucleotide messenger RNA. RefSeq names its product glycoprotein hormone subunit alpha 2 (gene GPHA2). Bases 61 to 444 code for a protein of 127 amino acids. Gene Ontology annotation, molecular function: hormone receptor binding; hormone activity. Gene Ontology annotation, biological process: cell surface receptor signaling pathway. Gene Ontology annotation, cellular component: extracellular region. The record is from RefSeq and is a predicted model, not a curated record. Lineage: Eukaryota; Metazoa; Chordata; Mammalia; Eulipotyphla; Soricidae. The transcript has 4 exons.
ACCCACAGGAGGCGCGUUCCCGGGCCUUGGAAGCCAGACACCUCCGCCCGCCGGGUCCCGAUGCUCAUGGCGGCCCUCCAGGCGCUGCUCCUCAGCCUGCUGGUGCUCACUGGUGGCCGGGGGCAGCAGGCAGCCCCCCCAGGCUGCCGCUUGUACCCCUUCAACGUGACGGUGCGCAGUGACCGCCAAGGCACCUGCCAGGGCGCGCACAUGGCCCAGGCCUGCGUAGGCCACUGCGAGUCCAGCGCCUUCCCGUCCCGGCACUCGGUGCUGGCGGCCAGCGGCUACCGGCACAACAUCACCUCCGUGUCGCAGUGCUGCACCAUCAGCGGCCUGAGGAAGGUGAAGGUGCAGCUGCAGUGUGGGGGGUCCCGGAAGGAGGAGCUUGAGAUCUUCACGGCCAGGGCCUGCCAAUGUGACAUGUGUCGCCUCUCCCGCUACUAGCCCAUCACACCGCCCCAACCCACAUCCCACCCUGGCAGGGGGCGUUCACUGGGGUCUAGGCUAGAAGCUCCCCAGGCCCAGCCAGUAACUUAAAAAUGAUGGGGGGAGGGGCUGGAGCGAUAGCACUGCGGGUAGGGCGUUUGCUUUGCACGCGGCCGACCCAGGUUCGAUUCCCAGCAUCCCAUAUGGUCCCCCGAGCACUGCCAGGAGUAAUUCCUGAGUGCAGAGCCAGGAGUAACCCCUGUGCAUUGCCGGGUGUGACCCAAAAAAGCAAAAAAAAAAAAAAUGAUGGGGGGAGGCUCCAGCUCCAGCCCUCUUGGGGUUCAG